CAGGAGUAAAAUGGAAAAUGGAACAGACAGCGUGGCUGCCCCUGCCUUUAGCACCUACACCCCAGAAGAGAUGGUGCAACAGAUGAAAGAACUAAUCACUGAGAACAAUGAAUUAAAAGAAGCCGUGAAGUUGCAUAACCAAGCUAUGAAGGACCGAUAUGAGGAACUUUCCAUCUGGCGAGAGAAGCAGAAAGAAGAAAGAGAAUUUUACGAGUUAAAGUUUAAGGAGGCUAAGCAGUGCUUGCUAGCCAAGUGCAUUGAAAAUGAACAGCUACAGCAACAACUCCAGAGCUUAAAGGAAAGAGAAGGAGCUGAAAUGGAGGGCAGCAUGGCUCCUGAGAAGGAAGUGAGGCAGCUGAAAUCCCAGGUGCAGCGGCUCCAGGCUGAGAAGGCAGAUCUCGUAGCCAUCAUUUCAGAACUGCAGGUCAAGCUGAACAUCUCAGCAGAGGAUUCCUUUGUGGAGAUUGGGAUGAACGAAGGAGAAAUCAACAGAACUGCAAGAGAACAUCAGGAGAAUAGCGGUGAAAUGACCAGUAACAUCGCCAUCUACAGGAGCAAACCUGUAGAUGAAUCGAAGAAUUUGGAGUCUGAGGAGCUAACUGUGAGCCAGCUACUCUGCUACCUUAGAAACGAAGCUCAGAAGAGGGAAAAACUUGAGAAGGAGCUCCAAGAUCACAAAGAGAGACUGUCAAAGCUGGAGAAGGAAACCAGCAACUGCCUGGAGAGUGGGACACAAACUGAACAGGAAGAAGAGGAGAGUUCAGAGCCU
This is a messenger RNA of Pterocles gutturalis (yellow-throated sandgrouse), 769 nucleotides long. Its product is annotated as optineurin-like. Gene Ontology annotation, biological process: protein localization to Golgi apparatus; regulation of canonical NF-kappaB signal transduction; Golgi ribbon formation. The record is from RefSeq and is a predicted model, not a curated record. The transcript has 6 exons. Gene Ontology annotation, cellular component: cytoplasm; nucleus; Golgi apparatus. Gene Ontology annotation, molecular function: K63-linked polyubiquitin modification-dependent protein binding. Lineage: Eukaryota; Metazoa; Chordata; Aves; Pterocliformes; Pteroclidae. The annotation marks the transcript as partial.